AUGGCUCACGAGCGCGCAGGGAAUAUCGUCAUGCUAGGGAGAUGCGUGGGCAUCAAACUGGCAAAAGGGAUGCAGAGGACGCCGGGAAGCUUCAUGAUCCCCAACAUCAAACGAAUGAAUGUCGGCAUUCGCAACAUAACAUCCACCUACUCCUCCCAUUGGCAAGCUGAGACGGAAUUGGACUACGAUCUUGAUAGAGCGAUCUCUGACCUGUUCGAUGUCGAAGCGCCCCGUUUCUGGGGACGGUCGGAGGAGAGGUGGGAGUACCUGGCGGACGCACAACACGACCCGCUGGGUGGGGUGUAUCUGCGCAAUCUAUACUGGCCUGAGGAUGCGGACAGUCUACUUGUAGGUUUCGUUGAUUUGGUGGUCAUGAAGUGCCGGUAUAGAGUGCGGAAUGACCAGAACAGGGCGGCCAGGAUGUUGACCUAUCAAGCCGCAACAUUCUCCGCCGUCGACGUGGACGACGCCUUGGGCAGUCAUAACAUUGAGCCUAGUCUGCAGAGCGAGGAUCAGCCAUCGACUGAGACAUGUAUUGAUCCAACGAUGCUGGAUCCAUCAAUCGGUUGCGCCUUUCCUCCGCCUGUGGCACCAAUGCUCAGUCAUGAGGCAUGGAGGCAGACUGAGGAGGAGUUCCAACGCUGUGUACAACCACUGGUGGCCAGUCGACUCUCAAGUAUGGGUGCCGCAUCCCGCGCCAGCCCUGGUCACAAUCCGCAAACUGCCAAUACGGAGCCCCAGGGCAGUCUCAAUACCACAGACACCCCCCAUGCUCUCAGCUCUGCUGAUUCGCGGGCAGAUGCUAAGCUGGAGACCGCGUUGCAGGGCUCGCAAUCUAGUGCAGUAACUCAAGUGGUGCGAGCCGACCAGGAGGACACGCCAUCUGGGAAACAGUCCGAGCUUGAAGAGUCGGGCCCAGAACAGCCAUAUGCCACACCACCAGAACAGCUGGAGCAACAUACUGUGCCAGAACCAUCGUCAUGGCGCGAAGGUCCAGCAGGAACCAAACGCGCACGUUCCGACAAUAUCACGGUGGCCAGGGCGGAGAAAGCUCAAUGCAUCGCCACGCCAUCUAAGAGAGUGGAAGACUUGAACCCGAAGCUACGAGAGCUUGCCGAAGAGGAACGCCUCGUGGCCGAAGAGAAGCGCCGCACGGCUGAAAAAUGGUCCGUCAUCGAAAGAGAGAACCAAAGCCGACUGGAACGCAACGAGAGACAAAAGCGGACAUCGGAGGAAGCGGGUGCCAAAGUGGAGCAAAGGCGGAAGCAGCGAAUCCAGCAGAGGAAAGACAAGGUCAACAAGAUGAAGGAAGAGCUAGAGAAGUUCCGAGAGACGAUAGAGACGUUGGAUGGAGAAUUUGAGGCGGAGAGAGAGAAGGAAAAGUUGUACGAGGCGGAGUUGCAGGCUCUGGAGGAGGCGAUUGACUCUCCUGGAAAGUGA
Neohortaea acidophila is the source of this 1440-nucleotide messenger RNA. RefSeq lists its product as uncharacterized. Bases 1 to 1440 code for a protein of 479 amino acids. Lineage: Eukaryota; Fungi; Ascomycota; Dothideomycetes; Mycosphaerellales; Teratosphaeriaceae. The record is from RefSeq and is a predicted model, not a curated record. The transcript has 4 exons.